AUGAGCAGCAGCGGGAGCUUCCGGUUCUUGAACCUCAUCAAGCCGAUGAUGUGCGUCUUGCCCGAGGUGCAGGCGCCAGACCGGAGGAUCCCCUUCAAGGAGAGGAUACUGUGGACCUCGAUCACCCUGUUCGUGUUUUUAGUUUGCUGCCAGAUCCCGUUGUACGGCAUCGUGACAUCUAAGUCCGCGGACCCCUUCUACUGGAUGCGGGUGAUUCUGGCGUCCAACCGUGGCAGCCUGAUGGAGCUCGGCAUCUCGCCGAUCAUCACCUCGGGCAUGGUCAUGCAGCUGCUGGCGGGCAGCCGCAUCAUCGACGUGGACCAGAGCUUGAAGGAGGACCGCAACCUGUUCAACGGGGCUCAGAAGCUUUUCGGCAUGCUCAUCACCAUGGGCGAGGCGGUAGCCUACGUCAUGAGCGGCAUGUACGGGGACCUCCGCGAGCUGGGCGCUGGGAACGCCCUGCUGAUCAUCUUCGAGCUCUUCUUUGCAGGCGUGAUCGUGCUGCUUCUGGACGAGCUCAUGCAGAAGGGGUACGGCAUCGGAUCGGGGAUCUCGCUGUUCAUCGCUACCAACAUCUGCGAGAGCAUCAUCUGGAAGGCGUUCUCCCCCACGACGAUGAACACGGGCAAGGGCACGGAGUUCGAGGGUGCCAUCGUGGCGACUUUCCAUUUCAUGGCGUCGAGGAGCGACAAGGUGACAGCCUUGAGAGAGGCCUUCUACAGACAGUCUGCCCCGAACCUGACCAACUUGUUUGCCACCGUCCUGGUGUUCUUCAUCGUGAUUUACUUCCAGGGCUUCCGUGUGGACCUGGGUGUGAAGUACCAGAAGAUCCGCGGCCAGCAGGGGUCCUAUCCGAUCAAGCUGUUCUACACCUCGAACAUCCCCAUCAUCCUGCAGACGGCGCUCGUGUCGAAUCUGUACUUCUUCUCGCAGCUGCUGUACCGGCGUUUCAAGUCCAACAUGCUGGUCAACCUCCUAGGCCAGUGGCAGGAGAUGGACUACGGCGGCCAGUCGAUCCCUGUGGGAGGCCUUGCGUACUACAUGUCGCCGCCCCGCAACGUCUCCGACAUUUGGGAGGACCCGCUCCAUGCCCUCUUCUACGUGGCGUUCGUGCUCCUCUCAUGCGCCCUCUUCUCCAAGACGUGGAUCGAGGUGUCGGGGUCGUCCCCCCGCGACGUGGCAAAGCAGCUGCGCGACCAGCAGAUGAUGUUCAAGGGGCACCGCGAGAGCUCCCUCGUGCACGUGCUCGAGAUGUACAUCCCCACGGCGGCCGCCUUCGGCGGCAUGUGCAUUGGCAUGCUCACCAUCGUCGCAGACUUCCUCGGCGCCAUCGGCAGCGGCACGGGGAUCCUCUUGGCGGUGACCAUCAUCUACCAGUACUUCGAGAUGAUCUACAAGGAGAAGGAGCAAGGCAACAUGCUCUUCUGA
Prorocentrum cordatum is the source of this 1428-nucleotide messenger RNA. NCBI's taxonomy places the organism in Eukaryota, Dinophyceae, Prorocentrales, Prorocentraceae. The record is from the annotation of a GenBank genome assembly.